AUGGACCCGCGUCACCACGAUAACAACGGCUUCCAGAUGCCUCAGAUAUCCGCGCCUCCGCUAAUCAAUGCACCGCCCCAGAUCUUCGGCGCCUAUAGCGCCGAUGGGAUGCAAAUGCCCGCGAACAUCCCAGAUCUACCACAUGGUAUCUUUGGAGAUGGAACAUUGCUGGACGAGAGUAACGAGGCCAAACGGAGGAGGAUCGCGCGGGCUUGCGAUAUGUGUAGGAAGAAGAAGAUCAAGUGCGAUGGAAAGAUGCCAGCCUGCUCGCACUGCAUAAAUUAUAAGACGGAAUGUGUCUUCACUCAGGUGGAGAAGAAGAGGAAUCCUCCCAAGGGCGCAAAAUAUAUUGAGGGGCUCGAAAACAGACUAGGAAGGAUGGAAAGCCUGCUUAAGCUCUCUGGGCUUCUCAAGGAGGAUGACAAUGGGCGAACAGACUUGGGCACAUUGGAGAAACGGCUUGCGGAAAACCAGGCCCAGAGAGCCUCCCAAGCACCAACCUCAAACCCUACGUCCCCAUCACCAAGCUCGCACACAGAGGCAAACAACUCUACUCCUCGAAGCAACAUUGCGUCGCCCGAACCAAUCAAAAACGGCGACAAUCGUCAUCCAUUGACCGAGCAGAAGCAAGGGGAGGGAGUUGAGGAGCUCUCUGACAUGAUGUGCUCCUUAGUCACGAACAACUGUGGCGAGACCCGAUACAUAGGUUCCUCUUCCGGGUUUUCUAUUUUCUCACCCAAGGGAAUCCAAUGGGUCAAUCAAAAGACGGGUGACUCCUCCUUCCAGGAGAUGAUCUCGUCAGCUUCAGUAGACGAAAAUAAGUCCGUGUACUGGAAACCGGAAGUAUUUGGAGAUUUAUUCCAAAGGCGGAUAUUCAAGCAACUGCCGCCUAAGAAUGAAUGCGUUUCCUUAAUGAAGGACUACUUCGAGAAUUUCAACUGCAUGUUCCCGCUUUUCCACCAACCAACGUUCAUGCACCUGGUUGAUAGACAGUACUCUCGAGAUCCAUAUGAAGGCUCAGGAUGGUGGGCAAGUUUGAAUGUUGCCCUUGCCAUAGCUCAUAGACUUCGGGUUGUGAGUAAUCUCGUACCCGCUGAAGAAGAUGAGAAGGCGUGGGGGUAUUUGAAGAAUGCUAUGGGUGUUUUCACCGAGCUGACGCUGCGCAACACUGAUCUUCUCAGCGUCCAGGCCCUUCUAGGAAUGGCUCUUUUCCUGCAGGGAACGCCUAAUCCGCAACCUUCCUUCUUUCUUGUGGCAGCUGCCAUCCGCUCGUCCCAUACCAUUGGGUUGCAUAAGAAAGGAUCGGGCUUCAACCUGAACCCCGUUGAGAUUGAGCAGCGAAAACGAGUGUUUUGGAUCGGGUACAUGUUGGACAAGGACAUUUGCCUGCGGUCAGGACGUCCUCCGGUGCAAGACGACGACGACUGGAACGUUGAAUUGCCAAGCGCGGAUCCCGAGGAUAACAUAGGCAAUAUUCCUUUGGCCGAUGGAAAGGGCAAGGUCAAUCUUUUCCGUCUGAUGUGUGAGUUCACUACUAUCGAGAGCAAGGUAUAUAAGCAGCUCUAUUCCACCAAGGCCGCCAAGCAAUCCGAUGGGGAGCUUCUCAACACCAUCGGAGAACUAGAUAGGCAGCUCGAAGAAUGGAAGGACAGCAUACCUAUUGACUUCCGUCCGGAACACGAGAUCAAGGCCUCGCAUACCCCAUUAAUCCUCCACGUUGUGGUUCUUCACUUUGCAUAUUACAACUGUCUUACUACUAUCCACCGCAUGUCAAUCCAUCACGGAUACUGGACUAGUCGGUUGUCCAACUACGCUAUCCAGGGUCUGAACGCCAGACCACUGAAUCCUCGUGUGUUCUCAUCCGCCGCUUUAUGUGUAUCCGCUGCACGAGCGUCAAUUCACCUCAUAAAAUACGUCCCGCAAGGAGAUUUUGCAUGCGUCUGGCUCAUUUUAUACUUUCCUGUCUCAGCUCUUGUAACACUAUUUGGAAAUAUCCUGCAAAAUCCCCAAGAUCCAAGGGCCCAGUCAGAUGUCCGGUUAAUGAACCUCGUCGUUAGCUUUCUGUCGAUGCUGGGCAACGAAGAAGAAAAUGGAGGGGUAAAACGAAUGCUGGGAGUCUGUUCCGAAUUUGAAAGGAUUGCUAAAGUCGUUUUGGACAAGGCGGAAAAGGAUACCUCAUCGAGGAGAAAGCGCAAAAGCCACGAAGACCAUGUCGCAAAAGCAAGGCAAAAUGGAAUUUCUAGUUCUGGACCUCCUCCGCAGACAUCGAUGCCGAGCAAUGCCCACACGCCCAAUGCCCACACGCCCAAUGCCCACACGCCCAAUGCCCAUACACCCGCCAUGGCAGGAUUAUUUUCUCCGGGAAUCGACAGUCAAAUGAAUCUACAACAGAACGCGUUUGGCUCUAGUCCAAUGGGUACGAAUGGAUCGCCGCCCCCCGGAACCUGGCAGACUGAAUUCGGUAGUGACUACGCCACUCCGGCAUCAGGCAUGAAUUCCCUCCCAGAUAUGGGAUAUACUAACGGCAAUGGGGUGAACUCGCCUCUCAACAUCAACUCUUUCCAACAACCCUUCGUGCCUCAAGAUUUGUGGCAGAUGCCCAUGACACUGGAAUGGGAUUGGGCGGACAUGACGGGUGGUGCAUACCCAAGUUUUGAGAAUGGCGUUAUGGGGGACCCGGCCUUGCAGAAUAAAUGGUCAUAUGGCUGCAUGCCUAUGGCUGAUGUAUCAACCCAUAAUUCUUGUUAUUAUUGCACCAUAUUAGAGCGUCUGGCCUUUGAAGUUCGCAAUAGUGGAAAUAUCUAUCUAAGCCCCAACUACAAGGUUUAUCCGUGCUACCUACGAAGUACUCCAAGCAUGACCUCCAUAGUACGGCAGUCGAGCAGCACGUUCGCUAGAAUAUCUAGAUCCUCUCUCCAACGCGCCACCCGCUCAUCUCUCCGAACAUCAAACCACGCACCAGCAUUUGCAUCGCAAGUAUCAGCGUACCAAGCUCGAUCUUUUGCAAGCAAUCCGCCUAAGAAGCCGAAGAAGGAUAACAAUGGCGCAAAGAAGGAAGAGUCCAAGGUAGCAGGGAAAAAGGGUGCUUCCGAGCAACCCAUCAAACCUACACCAGGAACAGAGAAUCUUGACAAUGAGCAAACACCACUAUCGCCGAAAGAUGGAGAAGAGGGGCCUCCCGAGACCCCUCUGCCAGAGGGGAUGACGCCGUUGAAUCCGGAGGAUCAGAGGGCGAUGGAGGAACUACUCGAUACGCUGAAGAAGGGCUUACCAAAAGGGCAGGUAGAGAUCAUUGAAAAGUCGUUUGAAGCGAUGAAGCAAGAUGGUAUCCCUAAAGAGCUAAGAGAGCUGAUGGACGAUAUGAGGGGGAAGCCAAUGACUCUUGCGGCAGCGGCGAAAUUGACACGGUUGACCAGCCAGCUAGCCCGGAAGCAGGCGGAGAGGGAUAUGGGAGAUAAGGGCACGGAUUUUGAGAGUAAAGAGCCAAAAGGUGCGGAAGGUGGUGCUGGUGGCUCCCCACCACCCGGAGGGGAUGGAAAGAAUAAGAAACAGGGCGGGUUUAAGACCUCGGAGAUCAAGAUUGAUACGAGCUCGUUAAUAUUGUCUGCUUUUGUCUCAUACCUUAUGUACAGGAUGGUUAUGCCGGGCGAGACCGGGCGAGAUAUCACCUACCAAGAAUUCCGCAGCACAUUUUUCGAUAAGGGACUUGUGGAGAAGCUCACGGUUCUCAACCGAGAUCGAGUGCGAGUCGAGCUACACCGCGAGGCUACCCAGGCCAUGUACCCCGACUCUCCGGCGGCCAAUCCUAGCUUCCACUACUACUUCUCAAUAGGCUCAGUUGAAUCUUUUGAGCGACAAUUAGAUGAAGCACAGAACGAGCUUGGAAUCCCCAGUUCAGAACGGAUACCGGUCAGCUACAGCACUGAUACCGAUGCAUGGGCUCUCAUGUUAAGUUUUGGCCCUACGGUUCUUUUUAUUGGGGCCAUCUUCUAUCUUUCAAGGAGAGCUUCUUCGGGAGGUGGGGGUGCAAAUGGUGUCUUUGGCAUGGGGAAAAGCCGGGCCAGACAAUUCAACCAUGAGACGGAUGUCAAGGUCAAAUUCAAAGAUGUUGCCGGCAUGGAUGAAGCAAAGCAAGAAAUUAUGGAGUUUGUUGCCUUCCUGAAGACACCCGAGCGCUUCCAAAGGCUUGGUGCUAAAAUUCCCCGAGGAGCUAUUCUUUCUGGCCCCCCCGGUACUGGUAAGACUUUGCUAGCAAAGGCUACUGCGGGAGAGUCACAGGUGCCUUUCUACACGGUCAGUGGUUCUGAGUUCGUGGAGAUGUUCGUUGGUGUUGGUGCGUCAAGAGUCAGGGAUCUCUUCGCUAUUGCAAGGAAAAACACGCCUUGUAUUAUCUUCAUUGAUGAAAUAGAUGCAAUUGGCAAGUCUCGUGGCAAGGGCGGCUCUUUUGGUGGUGGGAACGAUGAACGAGAGGCGACAUUGAACCAGAUUCUGACUGAAAUGGAUGGCUUCAAUACUUCCGAGCAAGUGGUCGUCCUCGCUGGUACCAACAGGCCGGAUGUGCUUGACAAAGCAUUGAUGCGUCCUGGUCGCUUCGACAGACAUAUCGCAAUUGACCGACCGACGAUGGAAGGCCGGAAGCAAAUCUUCCAAGUCCACUUGAAGAAGAUUGUCACGAAUGAAGAUAUUGAAUUCUUGACUGGGCGUCUAGCGGCUCUCACUCCUGGGUUCUCGGGCGCCGACAUUGGCAACUGUUGUAACGAGGCCGCUCUAAUAGCUGCACGGACAAAUGCUCAAUUCGUAGUAAUGAAGCACUUCGAGCAAGCAGUUGAACGUGUCAUUGGCGGACUGGAAAAGAAAUCGCUUAUACUUUCGCCUGAAGAGAAGAGGACAGUUGCCUACCAUGAGGCUGGCCACGCCAUCUGUGGUUGGUACUUCAAAUACGCCGACCCGCUCCUCAAAGUGUCUAUCAUUCCUCGCGGCCAAGGUGCCCUUGGGUAUGCGCAGUACCUCCCUGCCGGUGACACCUACCUUAUGAAUGUAAACCAGCUCAUGGAUCGGAUGGCGAUGACGCUCGGCGGCCGAGUAUCAGAAGAAUUACACUUCGACACCGUGACCUCUGGCGCGUCGGAUGACUUUAACAAGGUUACACGAAUGGCUACAGCCAUGGUUACAAAAUGGGGCAUGAGCAAGAAACUAGGCCCCUUACACUUCGAAGACGAUGAGCAGAAAUUACACAAGCCCUUUGCAGAAGCAACAGCUCAAACUAUUGACUCCGAAGUCCGGAGGAUAGUGGAUGAAGCGUACCAACAAUGCACAGAUCUUCUCAAGGAAAAGAAGAAAGAGAUCGGGAUUGUGGCAGAGGAAUUGCUCACCAAGGAGGUUAUUGGCAGAGAGGAUAUGGUGCGCUUGCUUGGCAAGCGGCCGUUUGAGGAUAACAAGGACUUCAUCAAGUACUUCGGUGGCCAGAAAGGAGAAAAAAGCGCGCCGCCACCGUUCCAAACAGAGAACACGGAUUCCCCUCCAGACGACUCGGCAACCCCAGCAUAA
This is a messenger RNA of Venustampulla echinocandica, 5547 nucleotides long. RefSeq lists its product as uncharacterized. The transcript is spliced from 6 exons. Gene Ontology annotation, molecular function: metalloendopeptidase activity; ATP-dependent peptidase activity; ATP binding. The record is from RefSeq and is a predicted model, not a curated record. Gene Ontology annotation, cellular component: m-AAA complex; membrane. Bases 1 to 5547 code for a protein of 1848 amino acids. Lineage: Eukaryota; Fungi; Ascomycota; Leotiomycetes; Helotiales; Pleuroascaceae. Gene Ontology annotation, biological process: DNA-templated transcription; mitochondrial protein processing; protein-containing complex assembly.